Messenger RNA from Neltuma alba, 2213 nucleotides. RefSeq names its product splicing factor SF3a60 homolog. Gene Ontology annotation, biological process: mRNA splicing, via spliceosome. Gene Ontology annotation, molecular function: zinc ion binding; RNA binding. Bases 52 to 1581 code for a protein of 509 amino acids. The transcript has 12 exons. The record is from RefSeq and is a predicted model, not a curated record. Lineage: Eukaryota; Viridiplantae; Streptophyta; Magnoliopsida; Fabales; Fabaceae. Gene Ontology annotation, cellular component: nucleus; spliceosomal complex.
UCUGCAGGAGUAGUGGUGAUUGAAUUCGAAGCUUGAGUUGAUCCAGCGACAAUGUCAUCGACUCUGCUGGAGGUGACUCGUGCGGCACACGAGGAGGUGGAGCGGCUUGAGCGUCUGAUAGUGAAGGACCUUCAAAAUGAGCCCGCGUCGAACAAGGACCGCUUGUUUCAGAGUCACCGCGUGCGAAAUAUGAUCGAUACUAUCACUUCUACCACUGAAAAGCUCAUUGAUAUAUACGAAGAUAAAGACAAUGCAAGGAAAGAUGAAAUUGCUGCACUGGGGGGUCAAACUGCAACUGGAACAAAUGUGUUUAGUGCGUUUUAUGAUAGACUGAAAGAGAUACGAGAGUAUCAUAGAAAGCACCCGGCUGCACGUGUUGUUGAUGCUAAUGAUGACUAUGAAGAACUUCUCAAAGAGGAGCCUCAAAUUGAGUUUAGUGGAGAGGAAGCUGUUGGGCGGUACUUAGACUUGCAUGAAUUGUACUAUCAGUAUGUUAAUUCCAAAUUUGGUGAGCCAAUUGAGUACUCUGCUUACCUUGAUGUUUUUUCACAAACAGAGAAGAUCCCACGCAAAAUGAAAAUGACUAGGCAGUACAGGGAAUAUAUGGAGAAUCUUUUGGAGUAUCUCAUAUAUUUCUUCCAGCGGACAGAACCCUUGCAAGAUCUGGAUCGAAUUUUCUCUAAGGUAACAGCUGAGUUUGAAGAAAAUUGGGCUGCAAACAAGUUACCUGGAUGGGAGAAUGACAUUCAAGAGAAUGGACACGUACCUGCUCAACACACUGCAAUUGAUCUUGAUUACUACAGUACAGUUGAAGAGCUGACAGAAUUGGGUCCUGAAAAGUUGAAAGAGGCAUUGGCUGCAUUGGGACUUAAGACUGGGGGUACUGUUCAGCAACGGGCAGAGAGGCUGUUCCUUACAAAGCAUACACCUCUUGAAAAGUUGGACCGGAAGCAUUUUGCCAAGGGACCACGAGGUUCAGAAAAAAAUGGCACUGCCGCAGUUCCACAAGAAGAUGAAAAUUCAAAGGAAAUUGCACUGCUGGAGGCCAAGCUGUCCAAGUUAUGCGACCUGUUAGAAGAGACAAUUGCACGAACAAAAGACAAUGUUGUGAAGAAGCAAGCCUUGACAUAUGAAGAAAUUGAAGCAGAACGUGAGGAGGAAGAAACACAGGAGGAAUCUGAAAGUGAAGAUGAGGAACAGCAGAUAUAUAAUCCCCUAAAAUUGCCAAUGGGAUGGGAUGGGAAGCCUAUACCUUAUUGGCUUUAUAAGCUACAUGGUCUUGGCCAGGAAUUCAAGUGUGAGAUAUGUGGGAACUACAGUUAUUGGGGGCGUAGAGCUUUUGAACGGCAUUUCAAAGAAUGGCGCCAUCAGCAUGGGAUGCGCUGCCUUGGUAUACCAAAUACCAAGAACUUUAAUGAAAUAACGUCAAUUGAGGAGGCAAAGGAACUCUGGAAAAGAAUACAAGAAAGGCAGGGAGUGAACAAGUGGCGCCCAGAUCUCGAAGAAGAAUAUGAAGAUAAGGAAGGCAACAUCUACAACAAGAAGACAUAUACUGAUUUACAGCGCCAGGGACUUAUAUAAGAGGGCCGCUCCUAGCUUGACUUUAAAAGGGGAAGUAGGGAAACGAUGGCACUUUAAUUAUAUUGGACUACGAGGUGGAAGGUUUGGGCACAGGAGCGGUUUUGGGUUUACUUGCGCUUUAGCAUGUGUCAUUGAUGAUCCAAUGAGAUGAGGGAAGGGAGGAAAAAGGGUUGUCAUUCAGGUUAAAUGACACGAGGGAAGAUUUUUACAUCACAAUUUCUUUACUGUCAGUUAUAUGUAGCCUGUUUAUCACCUGUCCGAUUUUCAGCCCAUUAAUUAAAGAAACAAUGUACGAUGUUGCCCGGAAAUAGACGUUGUCACUUGUCAGCACCAACUAGAACGCCAGUGUUCAGUCCAUUCUUCCAAGGUGGCAUUGCAUACUUGCUAUUCAUUGAAACAAUAUCCAUCUGAAGCUGAAACGAUAGCACCAACUAGAACGUUACUGUUCAUCCAAUCUUCCAAGGCAGCAUUAUAUGCUUUUUGAGUCGACGAAAUGCUGCGAAGCAACAAAAAAUUUAAUGGUCUGAUGGGACAACUUUUAUCGUAUUGCUGAGCGAUUAUUUAUUAUCAAAUGGGAAAUAGUUGUAUGAACUUUCUGUUAUUAAAAAGGUUGAGUCAUGCUGUUAGUAGCA